AAGAGUGCCCGAUCGAUAUUACGCCAUUUUCGGUGAGGCAAUAGGCACGUGUGUGACUGUGUGUACGCAGCUUAAAAGGCGCAUUGAGGUGCAUGCGAUUUGCAGGCGCAUAACAUCGUGUAUAAAAAGAAGGGAGAAAAAAUUUUUUAUUUCCAUCGCAUUUUGGCGUGCAGAGUAAUAACUGUGAUAAGUGCAUAAAUUUUAAUUAAGACAAAAAUCGAUAGAUUAUCUACGGGAACGGCACGUAUAACCUAUUCGCGCUGUUCGCUUGCGUUGUAAAAUAAUAGGAAGUUGCGAAAUUUAUCAAUUAUUUGCAACGGUAGAACUACAGAGAAUUUGAAACUCCACUCGGAAAAUCACAAGUGCCAGGUAACGAGUAUCUUAAGGGUGAAACAUGUAGAAAAAUUGAACUCCCUCUUCUGGAUGCGACGAGUUGCACCAACAGAGAUAGACUCAGUGUUUACAAUUGCUUCAACUUUAAUUCUGUUAUCCUGCGAAAAGGAGAGGAAUAACUUUGUCUGACAUGUCGCUUAAGAAAAAUCAAUGGCGUAGCGCGUACAACGCAGCAUCAAAGAACGAUACGAGGAUGUUUUCUCCCUCCGUUGAAAAGAGCAUUUGUAUUAAUGACGCAGCUAAUGCAUCUACCUCGAAUGAAAGUAUCUUGUUAUCGGAGGUGGACAGAAGACACAAGGAAGCGCUAGACGAUCGGUAUUCUGACAUUAAGAAUAAUAAGUGCGAAGACACGUCUAUCAUUGUAGAUACGCGUAUCGAGAGUCGCAUAUGUAAAAGUAUACUUCGCACUCGGAGCAACUCAAAGGUGAAAGAUUUUAUUAGCUUAGAAGUCGACAAAUCUGACAGUAUGGAACAUAAUACAGAGGGAGAAAUUGUAGCAAAGAGAAGUAAAACGAAUUUGAAUAGUAGGAACAAAGUACCUGAAUCUUGUAAAUUAGUUACUAUGCAGAAUGCAGCGUGUAAAACUGAAUUAAUGCCUGAAUGUCCUAGUGGAAAAGUGAAUUUGGAUUGUGCAUCAAAAACAUUUUCUCGAAAGAAACUUUUAUCCUCUGUUACGCGCAACAAGCCGGAAACGUCGUUGGUGGAGACAAAAAGCACGGAUGUUUUGGCAACAUCUAAAAAUAAUGUAAAUUCAAUUGACAAGAACGUACCUGAUAAAAAUAAAAGGGAUUUCCAGCAAGGCAGAAUUAAUGACCGCAUUGCAUCGAAUAAUUUUACCCGAAGAUCAAUCGACGAUAAUAUCUCGUCGAUGGAAGUGCAAGAUCAAAUUGUAAACGACCAGUACGGUACUUUAUCAGAUGCAAGAACUGCGACGGGAGACCAAGAAACUGACAAAAUUGAGAGUGGAGUAACUGCACUACCAGCUAAACCAACAAAAUCACUGCCUUCGGAUUUGAAAGCUAUUGAAGAUAACAACAUAAAAUCGAACUUAGUUAAAGCUAAAGACAAAUUACCAAGUUCGACGCAAUCGUUCACCGAAAGAAUGCAAUCGACGGCGGUAGAAAACGCUCCAAGGUCAACAGGAGGAUGUACGGAGCUUGUAAUUAGGCAACAUAUCUCAUCUCACAGAGAUACAAGUAUGCGGGAGUCGAUAUCCGAAGCAAGGGAUGAAAAUUUAAAUAAGAAUGCGGCACAUCGAGAUGCAUGCACGGCAAGUGAAACAAAUGCGAGGCAUGACGAACAGAGCCAGUCAGCUGUAGUACAAAACGUCAAGAGAAAAAGGGGUAGACCUAGGAAAGUGAUAAACGAUCUCGCAGAUCAAAGCACGCCAAACAGAAUCGAUACGUCGCGAGAGAUUCCCGAAAGCAUCACCGAAUCCGUGACACGCGAUAAAAGACGCGCUAGUCGAAUUAGGAUUACUAAUGAUAUCAGCGAUUCGAGCACUGAAAGCGACACCACGGAAAAUAUUUUCGUCAAGAAGCGAGGUCGACCCCCCGGUGCCUCGAGAGGCCAGGGUAGAGGACACGGUCGAGGACGCGGCAGGGGUAGACCUUCAUCACGAAAUUCUUUAGACACCGAGUACAUUCCUAGAUUAACAACGAACAUUUCUCAAUCGAGAACGAUAGAGAGUGACAAAACAGAUGACACAAGUGCAACAGCAAACCAUGCGAAUAUUAAAAAUGCUCCUACGGAUUCGAGCGCUCCAAAUGUACAAUUGGUAAGUUGUGCUAAGUGCGAUAAAGAAAUUCCAAAGAAACAAUGGUCUUCACACAAUUUACACCAACAUAAUAACAUGGCUUGGCGAAAGGAUCAGGAGCCAUUGGACUUUGAAAAUGACCCGAAGUUGUUAAAGAGAGUAUUAUCUGCUGCUCUUAAGCAAAAAAAGAAAUUUCUGAUUUGUGAGAAAUGCGAAGAUAGAAGACAGAGUGUCCUUGGUUUUAUAUCGCACAUGCAAUUUUGCGGUAAAUCAGAAGAAGAAAAACAAUCGUUAAUGGUGACAUGUCCCAUUUGCAAUAGAGUUAUGAUGCCUUCCUCUGUGGAAGUACAUGAACGUUUUCACAGACAAGCAGAACAGAAUAAAGAUAAAGUACAAAUAAAUGUACAAGUCGAAAGAACUAAACGGAAAGCAGCAGAGAGAGCAGUACCAAGAAUAUUGGAACUCGCUGAAUCUUUGAAAGAGCAAAAUAACGAUGUAGUACAAAUACCGCAAAAGAAAAGGAUACCAAGCGCUUGGAAAGUUAUGUGGAAAAAAGAAUUGGACUCAAAAGGCGUCAUGUCUUGUAAGCAGCUAGGAUGUACUUUUACAUGCUUCUCUUACGAAACCAUCUAUGAACAUUACUAUCAAUGUAAUUUCAGGCCAAAAGAGAAAUUCAUGUGUAAGAUUUGCAAGUUUUGUGCGGAAUCUAAAGAUAAGAUUAUAGAUCAUAUAACAGAAAUUCAUUCCGGCAACAAUGACGUAGAGAAAUAUUCUGAUUACGAGACAGAGGAAGAUGAGAAUUCGGAUGAAAGUAUAUUCGAAGAUGAUUUAAAACAAAAGUUUAGCAGUCGUCGUUCGUUGAAAAUAAACUCUGAUGGCACAAAUAAAGAGACAACUUGCAGAAAAAUGGCUUUCUUAGAUAAGGAAACAACGCAGAACUCGCUACUAAAUGAAAUUUAUGAACCAACUUUGCGAUGGACUCUGGAAUUCGAACUAAAAAAUUACGAAUUGGCGUUGUUCGAAGAUAAUAUGCCAAAUUGUUUUACAUUAUUGGGAAAUAAUGAUGCCGCAACGUAUCUCCCAGAACUAACGAUUUCGAUGGCUUUCAAACAUGCCAAUUCAUCGGAAAAUAUGGAGAAUUCUGAUGACAAAAAUUGGAUGUGCAUGAAUAGGUUCGAGAGUGAUAUCUGUGAAGAUGUGCCAAUAUUUUUUGUCGGUGGUCCUAUAUGGGCGUUAGCAUGGUUACCUAUCCCAUCGCCGAUGUAUUCCAAAAACCCGAUGCAAUACAUCGCAAUUAGCACGCAUCCCACGAUGGAAAGCGAGUAUGAAGUCAGAUGUAAAUAUUCAGGCCCAAACAUCAUACAGAUAUGGGAUGUCGGACCUUUAAAUCAUAAAGUUAAUAGUGAAAAUAAAUCGCCCGUCUUAGCCUACGCGAUUGCGCAUAAUAGCGGUACAGUUUGGUGCUUAGAGUGGUGCCCGUCAGGAUGCUAUCAGGAUGUCGAUCUUGGUAACUACAAAGCGGGCGGAAGUGAUCUCAGGCGAAUGGGAUUACUUGCAGCUGCAUGCUCCGAUGGAUGUAUACAUAUUUAUUCGCUACCGUUCGCGGACGAACUUAAAUUCGAAAAAACGGAAGACAAUUCGUGGCCGAUUUACAAGACCGAUCCGGUAAUAACAUUGGUCAAGAAUAUUCUUAUGUAUGACAAUAAUGAACAAAACUGGCAGUGUACCAGGCUGUCGUGGACGAAGGAGCAUGGACAUAACUUUAUCGCGGCAGGUUUCUCAAACGGUUACAUCGGGCUGUGGCAUCUUACGACUGUCUCGCCUCUGUUGCUUGAUGUACGGAAUGAUACUAAAGUUAUAAAUACAUACCACUAUUUCUUUGCUCAUUUUAAUGCAAUUACCAUGGUAGCACUAGUUCCGUACGGUAACCGCCGUUUCCUCGCUUCCGCCAGUGUAGAUAAAUCGUAUAAAUUUUGGGAUUUGGAAGAUACGACUGCACCGCAGAGCUGUAUAAAAAGGGGCAUAGUAUCGAACGGCGUGUGGAUGACAAACUGGCCGUGCGCGGUUCUUAGUUUCGACGAUGCACUUGGGUAUCAUUACAUGCAUUCCAUGACAGUGCCGGUGAGAGAAUACGGAUACAAAUAUGGCCCAAUUUUAGCAACCAACUCGACAACUUAUGGCCUCUCUGUUUCCGAUCACGCUAACAGUAUUGCACACAGCACUUUAGCCGGAGAAGUAUUGACUAUCUUUCCUCAUCAAUUGUUGUAUCCAGAAAAAUUAUUGUCUAAGAAAAGACAGUUGAAUUCUUUUAUCAAGACGGUGGAUUUCUUAGAGGAGCAGCAACAUGGCAAAGAUAGUAAAAGUCAAGAUAAAAAGAGUUCCAAAGAAUAUUACUACAUGCCGGAAAAGUAUGAUGAAUGCAAAGAUCGUUUUGGUAUCAUCUUUCAUGAUAAUUUAACGGAUUUGGAGAAAAGUGUCGCUAGAGGCAAGCAGAAGGAUAGUCUGAAUAGUGACAAGAUGAUGUCUGUCCCUAUUGAACAAUAUCCAUUUACUUCUGCAAACAGGGUGGCUUGGAAUCCAAACACGUGGAGUUAUCUGUGGCUAGCGAUAGGCUACCAAAACGGUUUAGUAAGAUUAUUGAACUUCAACUUUAUGUCUUCGCGUCAUGAUUUAAACGUUUUGCUACCGCCGCACGUGAAGUCUAUGCUCGACAAAAAAAGAACAAGUUAACUAGACGAGAGAAUUUUGUGAAUCACAUUUGUAUAUAAAAAAAACCUUGUACAUGAAUAUCCGAAAUAAAUUUUUGUCACGUA
This is a messenger RNA of Wasmannia auropunctata (little fire ant), 4962 nucleotides long. RefSeq names its product general transcription factor 3C polypeptide 2-like. Bases 524 to 4879 code for a protein of 1451 amino acids. Gene Ontology annotation, biological process: transcription by RNA polymerase III. The transcript is spliced from 21 exons. Gene Ontology annotation, molecular function: protein binding; DNA binding. Gene Ontology annotation, cellular component: transcription factor TFIIIC complex. The record is from RefSeq and is a predicted model, not a curated record. NCBI's taxonomy places the organism in Eukaryota, Metazoa, Arthropoda, Insecta, Hymenoptera, Formicidae.